AUGGAUUGGAUGGAUUAUGCUCUGUGUUGGAACGUUAGAGGUGACAUCUAUGGUAUCAAAAUCUGUAGGAAUGCUCCUAUUAUCUCUCGCCUUUUGUUUGCUGAUAAUUCAUUUAUGUUCUUCAGAGCUAAUACUGAAGAAACUAAUGUUAUGAAGGAUAUUCUUGUUACGAGUUCAAUGGGUUUUGAGAACAGGGAGUUAGACCAUGAUAAAGUAUAUGCUGCAAUCUAUUAUGACUUAUAUUAUGAGUCUCUUCUUCCAUCCUCCUUAGUUGUCGAGAUUGAGAAAAUGAUGAAUUCUUUUUUGUGGGGUCAUAAAAGAGAUGGAACAAAAGGUAUACAUUGGCUUUCUUGGGACCGUUUAUCUAUGCCAAAAUGUGAUGGGGGUAUGGGCUUCAAGAGUAUCAAUGCAUUCAACCUUCCGAUGUCAAGCAAGCAAGCUUGGAGAUUCAUGACUAAUCCUGAUUCUCUCGUGUCUCGUCUUUAUAAAGCCAGGUAUUUUCCUAAUUGCGACUUUCUUAACUUUAAUAUUGGCCACAAUCCUAGCUAUGUGUGGCGCAGCUUUUGGAGCUCCAAAUUUGUGGUUAAAGGUGUGAUAAAAUGGAGUAUAGGAUCGGGAGAGAAUAUUUCGGUUUGGAAUUAUAAUUGGUUAUUGGAUGGUAAUUCUCUGGUUAAUCCUUGGUCUCAUAACUUGGUUGUGAGAGUAAUCUUAGAGUUUCGAAUUUGA
Molecule: messenger RNA, 726 nt
Organism: Vicia villosa (hairy vetch)
Lineage: Eukaryota; Viridiplantae; Streptophyta; Magnoliopsida; Fabales; Fabaceae
Exons: 3
Coding region: 1-726 (241 amino acids)
Source: RefSeq, a predicted model, not a curated record